This is a messenger RNA of Protopolystoma xenopodis, 393 nucleotides long. NCBI's taxonomy places the organism in Eukaryota, Metazoa, Platyhelminthes, Monogenea, Polystomatidea, Polystomatidae. The record is from the annotation of a GenBank genome assembly.
AUGGCGGUAAUCCUCUUCUGGUGGUCUCGAGGCGUUGUCCAGUUGACGCAUUUGGUUGCUCCCGCACGCUUGGACAUGAGGUGCCUUCUCGGCGUUGACAGAAUAGGACUCGUUGGUUCCUCUUCCUCGGGAGAUCAGAAAGUGUGGGCUUCUCGUGCAUGCGUUCACUUUUGCUGUCCUGCUCUUUUUGUCAUUCGACCAUCGUCGGACGCUAAUUUUGGUGGGAUGGGUUUCGGAAUUCGGCUUCGUCGUCUCCGGUUCGCCGCUGCCGUCUCGAGUCGCCACGCAACCUCAGAGAUUCCCUCCACAUUUCCGAUUGUCUCUGCACCCGGCAGAGGAAGGCACCGAAGCAGAGUAAGCCACAGAACUGAUGCCAGAAACAGAUGGAACUAG